This is a messenger RNA of Nelumbo nucifera (sacred lotus), 1851 nucleotides long. Lineage: Eukaryota; Viridiplantae; Streptophyta; Magnoliopsida; Proteales; Nelumbonaceae. The record is from RefSeq and is a predicted model, not a curated record.
CACUCGAGCUCAACUCGACCCACAUUACUUCUUACUUCCUUUCCUAAAGCCCUACCACUAAACCCCCCAGUUCCGGCGAGUCCCCUGCUGUAGUUUUCCCGAACUAUUUGAAAAUGGCGUCUUUGAUCCCUGAAGCAGCUCAUAAGGUUUUCACACCCGAAACUCUUCGAUCCGCAGCAAAGCAAUCAGAGCGGAUACAUAUCGUUCCUGUUCGACUUCGUAGGGCCAUCAAAAAGAUCCUUAGAGAACAAGAGAAACCCCAUAUGAAGAGAAAGGUAUUGAGUUUGUCUGAGUCAUUCAGUGAAAUCAAGGACGUUAAUCUCCAGCUCGCCACCUCCACUUCAAAGGAACUCGUUGAAGACCCUCUCAAGUCCAUGGAGCGCUCAAAACGAUGGAAGAUCAAGACUUCUUAUGGUGACAUUGGUCUCAAGUACAGAGACGACGAGACUGUAGCGUAUGUUGCUUCUCGGAUGCCCGCCGUAUGCUCUGCCUGUCACAGAGUUCUCAGAGAGGUUCGUAGAAGAUUGCCGGGAUUUUCUCCAGCUAGAGUAUUGGAUUUUGGCUCUGGUACUGGUUCGGUUCUGUGGGCAUUGCGAGAAAUCUGGCCUCGUUCUUUGGAGAGAAUUAAUUUAGUAGAGCCGUCCAAAUCUAUGCAACGUGCUGGUCAGAGCCUUUUACAAGAUCUUAAGGACUUGCCCCUUAUUCACAGCUAUGACAGCAUUCAAGCACUAACUCAAAAUCUUGAGAAGUCUGAUAGAGAGCAUGACCUUGUUGUUGCUUCCUAUGUGCUUGGGGAGGUGCCAUCACUGAAGGACAGAAUUACUAUGGUUCGCCAACUUUGGGAUCUUACACGAGAUGUGCUGGUCUUGAUUGAGCCAGGAACACCACAUGGAUUUAACAUCAUAUCUCAAAUGCGAUCUCAUAUCUUAUGGAUGACAAAGAGGAAAUGCCGCAAAUCUGAUGAUGCAUGUAAUGAGGCUUCAAAGGACUUGGUGGGUCUCAAAAGUGGUGCAUUUGUAGUAGCUCCUUGCCCACAUGAUGGACCUUGUCCAUUGGAGAAUAGCAGCAAAUAUUGUCAUUUUGUUCAGCGUUUAGAGAGGACAUCUUCACAACGUGCAUACAAGCGGUCCAAGGGUGAACCUUUGCGUGGAUUUGAAGAUGAGAAAUUCUGUUUUGUUGCUCUAAGACGAGGACAACGGCCACGGGAGCCUUGGCCACUUGAUGGCAUGAAAUUUGAUACUUUGAAGGAACAACACGCUAAACGUAAUCCUGAAGAUCUUGAGAUUGACUUUGAGGACCAAUUCGAGUCAGAGGAUGAGGAUAUUCCAUACGAAGAAGACCCAGUUUCUUAUGACUCAGAUAUUACAGAGGUAGAUGCGAUAGAUGAACAUGAAGAGGAGGAAGAUCAGGAAGCAGCCCAUGCUGAUCUAGGGAGUGGUUGGGGCCGGAUUAUUUUCACUCCUGUUCGGAGGGGCAAACAAGUGGCAAUGGAUGUCUGUCGAUCGACCAAACGUGAUGGCUCAGAGGGGUCCUUUGAGCGUGUGGUCAUCACACGGAGUAAGAAUCCUACCCUACAUCGACAGGCUCGUAGGUCUCUUUGGGGUGAUCUAUGGCCCUUCUAGGUGUAAUGUUCUCUGUUGUUGAUGGCUGUCCAAUGUGUGGAAAUGUGAUGUAAAAGCCAAGUACCGAUAGUUUAUUGUUCUGAAGCUAAUUGAAGUUGAUAUUUUGGUCAGUUCUUUUGUUUAUUGUACAUCUCAUGAGUCAUGACAUUAGACAGUCGUAUGAUUGCGAUGUUUUGUACUUGUUUAUUUAUUAAUUUAUCAAUGAAAAAAGAGGGAAUUGACAGCUUGU